Molecule: messenger RNA, 1998 nt
Organism: Scaptodrosophila lebanonensis
Lineage: Eukaryota; Metazoa; Arthropoda; Insecta; Diptera; Drosophilidae
Gene: ova
Exons: 5
Coding region: 35-1894 (619 amino acids)
Biological process (GO): regulation of transcription by RNA polymerase II
Cellular component (GO): nucleus
Molecular function (GO): RNA polymerase II cis-regulatory region sequence-specific DNA binding; DNA-binding transcription factor activity, RNA polymerase II-specific
Source: RefSeq, a predicted model, not a curated record
AUUGUUGUCAAACUACAUGAAUUAAAGUGUUAACAUGGAUGAUCAAGAUAAAACUCAACAAAAUAUGAUAUCCAAUCUACCGCUUCUUUUUGCAAAUGGGUAUCCAACUUCGCUAGAAAAAAUAAGCGAAUCGCAAUUGGAAAAGUUUAUACCUUUUAUGGUUCAAUGCUCUUUAGGGCAUAUCAAUUUGCCGAAAAAAAUAGACUGUAGUGAACCUGAGUGGUGGCCGGAAAAUGUGCCAUUUUUAAUUCCGCUUAAAAAGCCAAAAGAAUGCUUUGGGACGUGGAUGGAAAAAAUGAAGGAGAUUGUGGUUAUUUGUUAUCAGUUUCAUAAAAGUCUCUUCUUACUACGAUUUUGUAAUGACUUAGCCGCAUAUGAACAUGCAAGUUUAAGGUUCAUAAAUAAUUACAAUUCAACAACAUCUCUUUACGAUAGAAGAAAUAAUAAAUUACUAGUAACAUUUCGCAAUGAAAAUAUGUCAUAUGAUCGCCAACAAAAAAUUAGGAAAUGUCUCUUGCUUCAAAAAAACAAAAAUGAUGCUCACGAUGAUGAUUCACAGCAAAUGAUGGUUGAGCCAGCUCCUUUCGAUAUUUAUCUUUGUGACAAUUGUGAUGCUGAACUAUAUUCAAAAGAAGCUAUAAUGGAACACGAAAAAAUUUGCAAUAUAGAAAAUGAUGUAAUUAUCUGCGAUUCCCCAGAACCAGAAAAUAGGGACGUUAAAAAUGAGAACAGUGAAUUGCGCAAUGCUUUCCUAUUAAAUUUUAGUCUUCAGUCUAGGGUUUCAGUACAUAAUGUAUGUGUUCAACAUAAAAAAACGCAUGUUUGCAAUAAUGACAUAAUUAAUGAUAUACCUGAUUUAAAUAGACGCAUAUCGAGAAGAAAUCGAACGGUCCAUUCUUUUAGCAGAUGUUCAUUUAUUCCAAUAUCAUCACCUGCGGGACAACGACUACUGCGGUCAAUAAAAAUUGCUAUGACAGUUGAAUACGUGUUUGAAAGACAAGAAAGAUUAGAACGCUUUUGUUAUACUCCAUUUCUAAAAUCAAAUUUAAGGCAAAAAAUUUUUGAAAAAAAAUUAAGCUCAAGUAAUGCUCACUGUACUUAUAAAAAACCCUAUGAUCAUAGCCUACAUAUAUACUCCUUUCCACGGCGUCAGUUUUCACAACGCAGGGAUAACACAACAAAUUUUCUUUUCCUCAACUCUCCGUUAAUAAAACAAUGCCGUCCGAUUUCGGUCAGAUUGAAAAAAAUGACUGAACCUUUAUUAGGAGAACAAUGUCCACCAGGAAAUACUAAGCUCAAUAUUAGAUUAACACGAGAUAUUUCACUUAAUUCAAAUUGGAGGAUUUCACCAUCAAAUGAGGUUUUAGUUGACACAAUUGAUUUGUGUUCCUCUGAUGAUGACGACCAAAUCGACCGAUCGCGAAUAAUUAGUUCGGAUACACCUCUAUCGAUAUCCGUAUCUAACAAAAAUUCAGUCUCAGGAAGACAAAAAGAUUCUAUAAAUACAUGUGAAAUACCUGCGUUACCGAGUCCAACUGCUAUGACUGAAAAUAAUUCAUUAAAACCUUUGCAGCAAUCAGUAUAUAUUUUCUCUAACUAUAAGACUAAUUCUGUUUUUAACCGAUGUACUGUAAACCCUAUAUCCAACCAUCCAGUUACGCGAGUUAUAAAUACUUCGAAUACACAUUCUGACUCCCGGCAAUCAAAAGAAUAUAACCAAGAAAAUUGCAAUCUGCCAAAGAAAUUAAUAAAUGUUUCGGACUGGUUCGCACAAAACCCUACGAACUCAGAAACAAAGGUCAGCAAAAAUGAAGGCAUGCACUUUGAAAAUCUUUCUGUGGCUCAGACUUUUAAUUCAACUGGACGAAUAAUUUCAAUUGACUUGACAAGCUAAGACAAGCAAAUCUUAACCAUUCUAAUAUAAGGUAUUUUAGUAUUCUAAAAUUUGUUAUUUUGUAUAUAAAAAUAAAGUGUAUUAAAAUUGUGAAGUGUUUUCUA